AUGUUUUGUACCAGUACAGAGGAGAAUUUAAGUAGUGAUAAUACAGAAAGUGGACAUUUCUCUGACUUGUCCUCUUCUGAUAGAAGUUUUGAAAUUGGAGCCACUUCUGAUAAUCUGGUGUCAGAUUAUCACAGUCUGUCCUGUCAAAAUGCGGAUGAAGAGAGUACUCACUCCAGCACUGGCCCCUCACCUCCUCGUACGGCCACGGGUCAGUCCCUCCACUGCCUUCAGUUAGCAAGGAACAAUACGCCCUACUUUAUGCCUUCCUCGACUGACUCCUACCAUGGAGGCAACCCCAGGAAGACCCCCACUUCUGCUAGAGCUCCACGCCCUGCUUGGACACCAUUGACCGCUGGCACUGCAUCGACUUGUUGCCCUUCUUCUACAUCGGCUUCUGCUGCAUCUGUUAUUGUCGCCCUGGUUGAAGGGCGUGGUUUUGCCCGGGGAGAAAUUGGAAUGGCCAGUCUUAACCUGAAAUUUCCAGAACUUGUACUCUCUCAGUUUGCAGAUACUGGAACUUAUACUAAGGUCAUAACCAAGGUCCAUAACUUGUUGCCAAUGAACAUACUGAUGCCAGACACCGUCUGUAAUGAACAUAAAGGAACACAGCUAUUCAAACUUAUUUCAGAGAAUUUACAGGGUGUGACUCCAAUUCAACGGAUUUAUUUUAACGAUAAGAAAGGACUGGAAUAUAUUGAACAGCUCUGUGCUCCAGAGUUUAGUAUCGUCCUCAUGGAAAUAAGAGCUAAAUAUUAUUGUCUAGCCACUGCAGCUGCUUUGCUGAAAUACCUGGAGUUCACUCAAAACGUUGUGUAUGCUGCCAAGUCGCUUAAAGUGACUUUUAUAGGAAGUGAACAGACAGCUAAGAUUGACUGGGUGUCUACUCGUAACAUGGAGCUUGUGAUCAACAACAGAGACCACAGAUGCGACCAUACCCUUUUCGGUGUCCUGAACCACACAAAAACUCCUGGAGGUGCCAGAAGGUUGCGCGCCAAUAUUCUAGAGCCUCUGACGGACAUCGAUACCAUCAACAUUCGGCUGGACACAAUACAAGAGAUGUUGCAGAGUGAGACGUUCUUCCUUGAAUUGAAGAACGCUAUUAGUAAUUUUGGUGACAUUGAUCAGCUGCUUUCUGUUCUGAUCCAGGUCCCAAAACAAGAAAAAAUACAAUUUGCAGAAGCGAAGAUUACACAUGCAAUUCAGCUGAAACACACUUUGGAUCUGGUGCCAAAGUUGAGGGAGGUGUUAAAGAACUACAACACAGCUCUUCUUAAAGCAUACUGCGCUUCCCUAGAUGACAACAGAUUUGACAUGAUAUCGAAGCAGAUCCUCACUGUGAUCAAUGAUAACGUCACCUACACGAAGGAGAGCAUGAACAUGCGAAUGCAGAAGUGCUAUGCCGUGCGACCCAACAUCAACGAGUUCCUCGAUAUUUCCCGACGAACUUAUACCGAGAUAGUCGAUGACAUUUCAGCACUAGUAAAACAGAUGGAGGAGAAAUAUUGCGUUCCCAUGCGCAUAAGCUACAGCAACACUCGAGGUUUCUUCGUCCAAAUGAAGCUCGUCGGAAUAUUGCUGCCCAAUGGGAAACUUCCGUCAGAGUUCAUCAAGGUGACCAAAAACAAGGACAACUAUGGCUUCACCACUGUAGAUCUGAUGAGAUUGAAUGACCGGUGUGAUGAGGCCCAGAAGGAGAUUGUUCACAUGUCCUAUGUGGUGGUAUCUCAACUGCUCAGCUCUAUCCGAGAGCACAUCCAUUGCCUCUACAAACUGUCUGAUGCUGUAUCCAUGCUGGAUAUGUUGUUGUCCAUGGCAAACGCAUGCAGCAUUUCGGACUAUGUACGUCCACAGUUUGCCGACAAACUAGUUAUCAGACAGGGUCGUCACCCCAUCCUGGACCGAAUGCCCGGACAGCAGCUCGUGCCCAACAACUGUUGCAUCUCUGAGGAUAGGAACUUUGUCAUCAUCACAGGACCCAACAUGAGUGGGAAAUCCACUUAUCUCAAACAGGUGGCACUGUGUCAGAUCAUGGCUCAAAUAGGUUCUUUUAUCCCUGCUGAGUAUGCGUCUUUCCGUGUAGCAGAUCAGAUUUUCACCAGAAUUGGCGUUGAUGAUGAUUUUGAAACGAAUUCUUCCACAUUCAUGCUGGAAAUGAAAGAGGUGUCAUACAUCAUCCAGAAUGCCAGUGAGCGAUCUCUCAUCAUCAUCGAUGAGCUGGGACGUGGCACCAGUGCUGAGGAAGGCAUUGGAAUUUGUCACUCAAUUUGUGAAUUUCUCCUCAACCUCAAGGCCUUCACCCUAUUUGCCACACACUACCUAGAGCUGUGCCAGCUUGAAUCUCUGUAUCCUAAUGUGGACAACCAGCACAUGCAGGUUAAGCACACAUUCACUCAUGACAAUGGCAACGAAAGCAUCGUGUACACACACUUACUAAGUCAAGGAUUCUCCAAAGAAAGAAACUAUGGCCUAAGCGCGGCAAAGAUGACCUCUCUUCCUUCAAGCAUACUCCAGGAGGCAAAGACAAUUGCCUCUAAACUCAGCAAGCAGCUUUUGGUCGAGCGUAAGAGCGAUCCAGAAACAGAGAGGCAGCGUGCAACAAACCGCUUGGCAACACGUCUCCUACAAACUGCCAGAAACUCCAGACUUGACCCAGACAGCCUACGCAUGUAUCUUAAGGGCCUAAAGAAGACUUAUGAGGAAGAGCUGGAGGCCAUUGGGUUGCUGACACCUACAGACUAA
Nerophis lumbriciformis (worm pipefish) is the source of this 2739-nucleotide messenger RNA. The record is from RefSeq and is a predicted model, not a curated record. NCBI's taxonomy places the organism in Eukaryota, Metazoa, Chordata, Actinopteri, Syngnathiformes, Syngnathidae.